AUGAAACGAUUGAAGCUGCUCAGUGUUCUCCUGACCACGUGGUUGCUGGGCACAAUCGCGACUAAAUCGAGGGUGACGGAGUUUCUGCAGAGUCUGCAAGAGUACGAGAUCGUCUAUCCGAGGGUGAUUGUCAAUGAGAACGCUCGUGGACGAAGAUCAACCGUGGAAAGGAGUGAUGAGGAAGGAACAGUGAUCAUCGAAAUCAAUAAGUGGACAUUGAAGACAGUGGUGAACGAUAGACUGAUACUUGAUUCGAACUUCAAAGUGGAUUGGGUCUAUUCGGACCGGACGCAGUCUGAAGUUUAUGGGGACAUAUUGGGUUGUCAGCUUCGGCAGGGUAGUCUGGAUAGAGGCAACGGUUCUUUGGUAGUUGUGACAUUAUGUGAGAAGGAAGUGUAUGCAAUGAUGGUGACCGAAAGAGCAUCCUUUUUCGUGGAGCCUCUGGUGGAUGGAAGACAUGUGAUGUACGAGUCAUCAAAAGUCAGACGGUGGUCAGCGAAAGGAGAUUUAGACAUUGUGUCUCUCGAGCAAGAAACACAUGAAAAUGGAAAACCAAAACGUAGGAGGCGAGAUUCUACAAAUCAUUACACACACGAGUUCUAUAAUCUAUCGAAUGAUAUGUUCGAUAUGGAUUACCCAGAAGUUGAAAAAUUAGUUUUAUACGAUGACAAAGAUGAGAUAUCAAGCGAAUAUAAUGACACGCUAAUGGAAGAAUUGCUGGUCAAUGAAAAGUCGAAGGAUCUUAGUUAUUUUUCCGGUCCCUUCUGGCAGAGAAACAAAAUACCAAAAAAGAAAACGAUCAUCAAGGAAUCGUCACCGCGUUGGCUCGAACUCGGAAUAGCUGCCGAUUAUUCCGUAGUGGAUUUCCAUGGAAGUCGUGUACAACAAUAUAUUUUAGCUCUCCUGAAUAUCGUCAGCGCUAUUUAUAUGGAUCCAUCGCUCGAAUCAAAUAUGGUUUUAGUGAUCGUACGAAUGAUUUUAUACGCAGAAAAGAGAGACAGUUUGGUUCACCGAGGCGAUGCCAGGCGAUCUCUUGAAAACGUUAACAGAUGGAAUAGGAAAAUGUUGUCGUCUGCAAACGUAAAUCACGACGUUGCGAUAUGGCUGACACGUUUAGACAUCGGAGGCCCGUCUGGAUACGCGCCUGUCUCUGGAGCGUGCAAUCCUGCGAGAUCCUGUGCCUUGAAUCGAGACGAAGGCUUAACCAGCGCUUUCAUCAUUGCUCACGAGGUCGCACAUAUUUUAGGAUUAACUCACGAUGGGGACGAGUCUGCCGGAAACACUUGCAGGGACGAAGGAUCACGAGGAAGCGUGAUGGCGCCCAUGGUCGCCGCAACGUUUCAUCAUUUCUAUUGGUCCUCCUGCUCAAAGAAGGAAUUCCAUCGAAGGAUCAAACGGUGGUCCUGCUUAUUAAACAAACCAACGUACGACAGUUCCACUCCUCUGAAGGCUACAAUUCGAGAAACUUUUACAAUGGACGAACAAUGUCGAAUGGAAUUUGGCGAUGGGUACGAACUUUGUAAGAGCUUCGAUGUUAUGGAGCCGUGUACUCGUUUAUGGUGCGGUAAUAGGAAUAUUUCUGAAACGUGUAAGACCAAGAAGGGACCACCAUUGGAAGGUACAUUGUGCGGUGUAUCGAAGUGGUGUAUAAACGGUCGGUGUCAGUCAUCGAAGAGGAAAAAUUUUGAUUUUGGAAUAGCGUUAAAUAAACCCAGAGAUGGAGGUUGGAGUCCGUGGAGUCAAUGGGAGAAAUGUUCGAGGACCUGUGGAUUAGGAGUGCAAUGCCGAACACGAAAAUGUAACAAACCGCUGCCAGCCCAUGGCGGAAAAUACUGUUCGGGUCCGAGCGACGACUGCAAACUCUGCGAUCUACCGAAAUGUUCAACGUCGAUCGAUCUCAGGGCUCAACAGUGUUCCAAGCUCGACAGUGUUAUGCACAAUGAUAGAAUUCGGUUGAAAAACAACUUGUACACUUGGUUACCGUACGAGUCGAAGCAGGAGAACUUAAAGUGUCAGUUAAUUUGCAGGAGCAAGGAGACAGGCGAACUAUUUUACUCGAGGAAAAACCUGAUCGACGGAACACCGUGCUCUUAUGGAUCCACAGAUAUAUGUAUACAGGGCGAGUGUCAUAAACUUGGUUGCGAUAAUAUCUUCGGAUCGAAGAAACUGUUGGACCUAUGUGGAGAAUGCGACGGAGACAAUUCCACCUGCGAGAAUGUCAUCAGCAAGUUCCAGCGAAAGCUUCGCAGAGAAGUGACUCGAAUCGCUAUAAUACCUCGAGAUGCUCACACUUUGCAGAUGAAUAUUACGUUACUGGGUGAUCAGUUCUUUUAUGAAGAUAACUUGACGAUUGUAGUCGGCGAUGGACGAAGAAGGCGAAACGUGCAAGAGAAUUUAACUUCUCGUAAGGGAGACGUAACGAUUGUACAAGGCGCAGCCUUUCGAACCCAAAAACGUAAUAACACAUACUCUCUGAAAGCAGACGGCACUGCUUUCGAAGACGUUGUGAUUUUAGUCGUAGCAUCAGGAAAUAUCGUAGAGCAAGGGAUCUCCGUGGCAGUUUCCGUGCAAUAUUUUUUAAAUCGCGACGACAGGAACGCAAAGAACAGAUACGUGUGGUUAUUCGGGGGUUGGAGCUUUUGUUCGGUGAGUUGCGGUGGUGGAACGCGUCAGAAAAUGAUAGUCUGCAAGGACGAGCAAACUGGAAGAAUAGUUUCACGGAGAAAAUGUCCGUUGACCACCAAGCCGAGUCAGGAAAUAGAAAAAUGCAACGUUUUCAGCUGUAGCUUUAAAUGGCUACCAGGGCCAUGGGAAGGCUGCUCACAUGUUUGCGGUAGCUUCGGUAUUCAAUUACGACAAGUUUACUGCGUCCAUUCGGAAUUUAAUGGAACCGAGGUGAACAGGAAUAACGAAUUAGAAGUUUAUCGAACGAUGGUGCAACCGUCCAUUUGCAAAACCACAUCUAUGCCAGAGAAUACUCGAAAAUGCAAUAGGAUUCCUUGUCCAGGACGUUGGAUUUUUACGGAUUGGUCAUCGUGCUCGAAGAGUAAUGGAAAAGGAAUCCAGUCUCGAAUAGCUAGAUGCAUUCCACCAGAGAACGAAACAUUCUACAGUUGCGACGGCGCUACUGUGAAGACAGAAAUACGCACUUGCACCAACCACGUCACACGUGCCAUCGACUUUCCAUCUCGUUGCUGGGGAGACAAAAAUUGGUUUUGUUCUAUAUUCAGUUUCAAACGCUAUUGCAACGUGCCAGAAUUUCGAAGAAGGUGUUGUCGAUCCUGCGAAGCAACCAGCCAUCGACUUAAGCUGCAAGAAAAGGCCAGCCAAGUGGUUACUAAUCUCUGA
Molecule: messenger RNA, 3348 nt
Organism: Dufourea novaeangliae
Lineage: Eukaryota; Metazoa; Arthropoda; Insecta; Hymenoptera; Halictidae
Product: A disintegrin and metalloproteinase with thrombospondin motifs 3-like
Exons: 15
Coding region: 1-3348 (1115 amino acids)
Biological process (GO): proteolysis; extracellular matrix organization
Cellular component (GO): extracellular matrix
Molecular function (GO): metalloendopeptidase activity
Source: RefSeq, a predicted model, not a curated record